AUGGCUAAUGUGAAUGACAGACACCUUCUUUCUUUUCCUCAAGUCUCUCAGCAGGGGGAAAGCCAGAGACGCUUGUACAGAGAGCUGCUGCGGAACUACAAUCGUCUGGAACGACCCGUAGUGAAUGACUCCCAGCCGCUCGUAGUCGAGCUCCAGCUUUCCUUGUUGCAGAUAAUUGAUGUGGAUGAGAAGAAUCAGGUGUUGAUCACCAAUGCUUGGCUGCAGAUGUCCUGGGUUGAUGUUUACUUGUCUUGGGAUCAAUACGAAUACCCAGGAGUGCAGAACUUGCGAUUUCCUGCCGACCAGAUUUGGGUACCAGACAUUCUUCUGUAUAACAGUGCAGAUGAAAGAUUUGAUGCAACAUUUCACACAAAUGUGCUGGUGAACUACUCUGGAUCCUGCCAAUAUAUUCCUCCAGGCAUUUUGAAGAGCACAUGUUACAUUGAUGUCCGCUGGUUCCCCUUUGAUGUGCAGAAGUGUGAUUUGAAGUUUGGCUCCUGGACUCACAGUGGCUGGUUGAUUGACCUGCAGAUGCUCGAGGCUGAUAUUUCCAACUACAUCUCAAAUGGAGAAUGGGAUUUAGUGGGUGUCCCAGGGAAGAGGAAUGAGAUGUACUAUGAAUGCUGCAAAGAACCAUACCCAGAUGUGACGUACACGAUCACAAUGCGUCGACGCACCCUCUACUAUGGCUUGAACUUACUCAUUCCCUGUGUUCUCAUAUCUGGCUUAGCACUGCUUGUAUUCCUUUUGCCAGCUGAUUCUGGGGAGAAGAUUUCUUUAGGUAUCACUGUCCUUCUUUCCCUGACUGUAUUCAUGCUGCUCGUGGCUGAGAUCAUGCCUGCAACUUCUGACUCUGUCCCACUAAUAGCUCAGUAUUUCGCUAGCAUCAUGGUCAUCGUUGGUCUGUCUGUGGUGGUAACAGUGCUGGUUCUGCAGUUUCACCAUCAUGACCCCCAAGCAGGAAAGAUGCCCAAAUGGGUCCGUGUCAUCCUGCUGAAUUGGUGUGCUUGGUUUUUACGAAUGAAAAAACCUGGGGAAAACAUAAAGCCCCUCUCUUGCAAGUACAGCUAUUCCAAGCAGCAGCUGAGCGUGAACAGCAUGGAAGUGAACGUCCUUCCCGGGCACCAGUCCAGCAACGGCAACACCAUCUACAGCUACCACGCCAUGGAGAGCCCCUGCUGCCCACAGCAGAACGACCUCGGCAGCAAAGGUGGGAAGAUGACCUGCCCCUUAGCAGAAGAUAUUGAGCUUGUGCAAAAGAAAGCUUUAAUGGACACUCUUCCAGUGAUGGUGAAGAUCCUGGAGGAAGUCCAGUUCAUAGCGAUGCGGUUCAGGAAACAAGAUGAGGGUGAAGAGAUCUGCAGUGAAUGGAAGUUUGCAGCUGCUGUCAUAGACAGAUUAUGUCUGGUUGCAUUUACCCUUUUUGCCAUCAUUUGCACGUUCACAAUACUCAUGUCUGCUCCAAAUUUUAUAGAGGCUGUUUCAAAGGAUUUUGCAUAAGGUUUUCAAAGAUGAGCAUGAUAAUCAAAAAGUGAAUAUUGCCAGUAAUUUUACUAGAUAAUUUAACUCAAAUAGAGAAGUGUACUUACAUGUGCUAACAUACACAGAAGGGGAUUAAAAUAAU
Molecule: messenger RNA, 1624 nt
Organism: Agelaius phoeniceus (red-winged blackbird)
Lineage: Eukaryota; Metazoa; Chordata; Aves; Passeriformes; Icteridae
Source: RefSeq, a predicted model, not a curated record